GCAAUGCUGCGAGCCGUAAGAAGCGGCUUGCGCAGCAUGCGCUGCGUCGCUCACGCGAGCCUCAGAGCAGGGGAAGUAAAACCAUCCUCAGUCUCAGCCCUUCACCUCCACCGUGCCACGUCCCCCUUACAGUCAACUGCUCGACCCGCAGGUCAAUGGUUAAACGCAAUGGCUGCGCCAGGAAUUCGGUGCAUGAGUGCUCAGUCAACGGCUGCUGAUUUUCAGAAGGUAAAGCUGGUGGUAUCCGAACAGAUCAAUGUUCUCAAGAAGCAAGAAGAGCUGAUGAACGACUUGUACAAGCCCGAGGGCUGGACACAAAUCAAGAUUGAUGAGAUUAUGGAAGGGCGCGCAGAGGUCACCUCCCUUCUCAACUACGAGAAGCAAGUGGGGAAUGAGGUUAUCAAUGUGAUCUCGUCAUACGAACUCGUGCAAGAGAAAGGAGAGGAGGACGAUGAGGUGGAGGACGUUGAUGCGGAAGAUCAGCAGAACGGAUACGACCCACCUGUUGCUACGCUGUUCCUCGUAGGAAUUGCAAAAGAAGGGCAGAAGCUACCUCUUUUCUUUGAGUGUGUUGGAGACAGGCAUGGAUUUGAAAUUCUCCGUAUCAACGUUGGGCUGACGUACUCGGGCUUUCUGAGUGAGGAUAAUGGACAAACUGCAUUGUUGUAUCAUGCUUACAUGUGGAGGAAGCACCAGCGGGAUGGGAAACCGCAGAACGAUCCGUUUAUGGUCGACCAGGAUGUGUCCCAGGGUGGAGGAUCUCCUGAGUUGAGCGAACUUGAUGAACGUGUUCAGAAGGCGUUUGAGGAACUCUUACCUGCUCGAGGAAUCGACAGUGAUUUCAUCUCGACGCUCAUCGACAACUUGCUGGCGCAGGGCUUCUUCAACAAGAUGAAGUUCUUGCGAUCAAUGGAUGCUUGGUUGAAGCCUUAGGAGAUGGAUUCGUAUCGACAAGUGUAGCAGAAGACUUCAGGGAAGUCUAGGAUGGUGUUGACGGAAAGUCUAGGAUGAGAUUGAAGUUUUGACAGCUUUGGCUGCCUGCC
This is a messenger RNA of Guillardia theta CCMP2712, 1043 nucleotides long. RefSeq lists its product as hypothetical. Lineage: Eukaryota; Cryptophyceae; Pyrenomonadales; Geminigeraceae. Gene Ontology annotation, cellular component: mitochondrial matrix. The transcript has a single exon. The record is from RefSeq and is a predicted model, not a curated record. Bases 169 to 933 code for a protein of 254 amino acids.